GCGGAGGGUUUCCUGUGCCGGUAGUCAUCAUGGAUGACUAUCCCAUCCAGGGCCUGUUGGCCCUUUCUGUCUUGCUGGGGCCGCUGCUCCGGCUUAUGUUCCCACUGGGGUUCGGGCGUGUGUGCACGUCCCGCAUGCUGAUGCGGUCCGGAACAGUAAAGCCAGGCCCCACACCUGCGGAGCAGGCAGAGAUCGACCGCAAGAUGGCAGAAAAGAAAAGGAGAGAAGCAAAGAAAAAGCAGAAAGAAGAAGAAGCAAGAAAGAAAAUGAAAGAGAAAAUGGACAGGGAACUAGAAGAAGAGUUGAAGAGUAUAGAAGAAGAAGAAGAAGAAGAACAAGAAGAAGGAGAAGUGUUGGAAAGACGUCGUCGCCAAGACAUACCUGAAAGUAGCACAACGACCCGCCUUCCGGUUGAACCAUUGGACUGGGGUAGCCGGUAUUACUACUCCAGCGAGCCACUAAAGGAAACUGAUGAAGAACGGGAUACGUUCAUCGCCAAGUUGGCCACUAUUAAAGACACCGUUGAACGAAACCUGAUGAUGGAGGAGAAACGGGCUGAGCUAAAUCGCAGGCUGUUGGCCGCUAGACGGCAAGAGGUGGAAGAAAAGAAAAGAUUGCAGGCAGAAGGGGAUAAAUUGCAGAAAGCUCUAGAAGCGCAAAAGGAAAACCCCUCUGCAACUGAAGCACAGCUUGCACUCCUCAGGGAGGCCGUCCUCAACACGAGGCAAGACGUGGACUUAAUGCGGCAGACCCUGCAACGUGUAGAAACACAUCGGGUUGAAUUUGAGAAUGUUUGGAAUAACUUCGUAGAAAAGUCAGCAAAGGACGUUGACCAAUAUGUGCAAACUUACAUCCAGGCUUUGGACGAACACAUUAAUAAAGUCUUCACCCCGGAGGUCGUAGAGAAGAUUGUAAAGGGAGCUGGAGGCGAUGGGGGAGAUGGAGAUGGCGACGGCGAUGAUGACAAGAAAGGAAAAAAGAAGAUUGAGGAUCAAAAGGGUCAGCCUUCCCAGGAACUCAGCCAGACUAACAAGAUUAAGCUUAAACUGCCCUGGACCUACAAUGGAAAGAAAGAAGAGAGUGUGUUGCACUGGGCGGCGGCAAUUGAAACCUAUGUGUAUGGACAGUGCAUCCCAUAUUGGGACAGGGUAUUGGUGGCAACCUCGCGCAUGGGAGGCGACGCCAUGAGCUUUGCCAUCUCGCUGCAAAAGGAAGCGGGAUGCAACUCCAUGGUAGAGUAUUCGCAACAAACGCGAAUUGAAGAUUUUCUUAAGUUAAUUAGAGACAGAUUUGAGGACAAGAACUUGGCAAGACGCACGGAAAUGUUAAUCCUUAGCCUUCCUGACAGGAAAUGGAAGAGUACCUCUGCACUAAAAGCAACCAUGGACGAACUAUUGCAAUGCCCUGAUCACGGAUUGACGUCGGCCCAAAUCUUAAACAGUUUUGCACGCGAACUCCCGGAUCCUCUAAGAACACAACUUUAUCCCCGUACCAAGGAAGAGGGGAUGACAUAUGAGAAGUUCGGCAAGAUCGCCAUAGAUCAUGCCAGCUUCCUCGCUGAAGCGAAUUAUUGCCAUUACUGGAAAGAUCUGCAAGCGGGUAAGAGAUGGCAAAACCGCACCAUCUCAGGAUCUAUACUUGGGAAAGAUAGUCUUCUUCUAACCUUUGAAGAAGGAGGCGCCGAGACCAUCUCCUGGGAUCAGGUUGACUAUGGUCUCGAUGAACCCAACAGACCGGUAGCUCAGGAGGGGAGUUACGUGGCUGUUGCAACCCGCGAGGGAGGGCGUCAAGGAAGAGGACGUGGCCGAGGACGAGGUCGCGGUCGUGGUGGACGAGGAUUCGGCACCCAGAGGGGUGGUGGUGAAGGAAGCCACUACGUGGGAGGAAGGGGAAAUGGUCCCUCAUACGGUGGCCGUGGUUCUUACUCCACCUGGGGUAGAGGAAGAGGCUCAUGGUACAACAAAUGGGACAAGCCAUACCCACCACAUCCAGGCCUACCCGAAGGAGAGCCUUGGAAAGAGUUGGGUAUCACAGAAAAAGUUUGGGCCGAAAGGAAGAAGGCAGACCAAUGCCUCAAAUGUGGGGACCCCGACCACAUUGUCCCCUAUUGCCCUGACUAUAGGGGGGCAAAAGAUAACAGCCAGUAGAGGUGUCAGUUGCCUCUACGGGGGCUUCGAAUGUUGAAAAAUCAGAAUCCUUCCAUUCGAAGGCCCCAAUGGCAGAAACUGAAGAGGAAGGAAGUCCCCAUCUAGUACACUGUCCAGAGGUGGCAAACGUAUGCAUCUCUCUAGAUGGAUCCCUCGCUGGCGUGGGUGAUGAGUUGGCCGCUCGUCGCCAAGCCUGGACUGAAAUGAAACGGAAGAAAGGACAGCUAAUAAUUGCAGAUCUAGAGAUAAAUCGAGUUAGAGUAG
Messenger RNA from Chara braunii, 2411 nucleotides. The record is from the annotation of a GenBank genome assembly. NCBI's taxonomy places the organism in Eukaryota, Viridiplantae, Streptophyta, Charophyceae, Charales, Characeae.